Rhinichthys klamathensis goyatoka is the source of this 1058-nucleotide messenger RNA. It is a transcript of the gene ormdl1, whose product is annotated as ORMDL sphingolipid biosynthesis regulator 1. Gene Ontology annotation, cellular component: endoplasmic reticulum membrane. The coding region runs from base 119 to 580 and encodes 153 amino acids. The transcript is spliced from 4 exons. NCBI's taxonomy places the organism in Eukaryota, Metazoa, Chordata, Actinopteri, Cypriniformes, Leuciscidae. The record is from RefSeq and is a predicted model, not a curated record. Gene Ontology annotation, biological process: negative regulation of ceramide biosynthetic process; ceramide metabolic process; intracellular sphingolipid homeostasis.
AGCUGCGAUAGCCUGUGUGUGCUAGUGGUGUGUGUGCGGUGAGUCAGCCCACAGUGCGCGCAGCGGAGGCCGGCAGCGCUCCAGCCUGCUUCACCCGAACGCACGUAAGAAAAACAAGAUGAACGUCGGCGUGGCCCACAGUGAAGUGAACCCAAACACCCGCGUGAUGAACAGUCGGGGGAUAUGGCUGACAUAUGCGCUCGGCGUAGGAAUGCUUCACAUUGUACUGUUGAGCAUUCCCUUCUUCAGUGUUCCUGUUGUGUGGACCCUCACAAAUGUUAUUCACAAUUUUGGUAUGUACGUGUUUAUGCAUGCAGUGAAAGGCACACCAUUUGAAACUCCAGACCAGGGCAAGGCAAGACUUCUCACACACUGGGAACAGCUGGACUACGGCGUGCAGUUCACAUCAUCUAGAAAAUUCUUUACAAUCUCACCAAUCAUUUUAUAUUUUCUCGCCAGUUUUUACACAAAAUACGACACAGCACAUUUUGUGAUAAACACAGCUUCGCUUUUGAGUGUUCUCAUCCCAAAACUGCCACAACUCCAUGGAGUCAGGAUCUUUGGAAUAAACAAGUAUUAAAGCCCAGGGUUCAGACUCGGAGCUGUUGCCCGAUGUGGGAGAGGAGAUAACCCUUUGUACUUUGUACCGCAGUUGUGUACACUUAGCAGUUUUGUACAGUCUGUGUAAUUGUGAGCCUCUUUGUUUGAUAUAUCUUGAGAAACUGUUGUAGGGAUAUGUUAGGGGGAGGACAAUUCCACAAGCAUUAAUAACUUAAGAUAUUUAAUGUGUUUUUGUUUGUUGUUUUGUGAUCCUUGUGGAUCUGGGCUGGCCCAGGUUUCAUGGUUAAAGAUUUUUUUUCUUUGUUAAUUAGUUUUUGUUUGUACAAAUGUGCUCACAACGCUGAUACACUAAGAUAGAUGAAUGCUUUUAGCGUCACUUCACAUUUCUAAAUACAUUCUUAAAUAAUGCCAUGUGUUUUUAAAAUCAGUUGAAAGCCAUGAAACCUUUCUGCUAUUUCUUGAGUUUUGUUGAUGUUAUCAUUGCUUCGGAGACAAAC